Prorocentrum cordatum is the source of this 375-nucleotide messenger RNA. The record is from the annotation of a GenBank genome assembly. NCBI's taxonomy places the organism in Eukaryota, Dinophyceae, Prorocentrales, Prorocentraceae.
AUGGGCAUGGCGGGCUCGGCGUGGCGGGUGUGCUGCACGCACCUGGUGUACGCGGAGGGCGCGCUGGUCGUGGUCGUCCUGCGGGUCCUCGACGGUGGCCUGCCCAUGGAGCCCGGGACGAUCCCGCACGCCACGCUGCUGACUCGCCCGCCGUUCGUCCCCGGCCACUCGCGCGAGGCACUCGAGGCCGCCAGGGCCAGCGGGCUGCUGGAUUGCUCGAGCGCGGGCCUCCGCGUGCUGCGGCAGGCCGCCGUCGGGCACGGCCUCGUGGACCUCUACGUGGAGAGGCUGGGCGUCGCCGAGUCGGUGGCCGCACCUGCCGCCGGCUCCGCGGGCACGCCGCUCGAGUGCCGCCUGGAGGGCUUCUGGGGCUAA